Messenger RNA from Symbiodinium natans, 1458 nucleotides. The record is from the annotation of a GenBank genome assembly. NCBI's taxonomy places the organism in Eukaryota, Dinophyceae, Suessiales, Symbiodiniaceae.
AUGAGCCUGACCUUCGUCGCGCCCGUCGGCAAUGCCGGCGUUGCCCCCGUCGAUCAGGCGUCCACGGUCCCACAGACUGCGCUGAGGGCCACCCAGGCCCAGGGCUCCCUCUCCACCACUGCGGCCGCCGCCCUCUGCGGCGCCGCCGCGGCUGCCGGGCUUGCAGCCAACCGCCGGCGCACUGCAAGGAAGGCCGAGCAGGAGCUUGCGACCCUGCCCAAACACAUGCAGCCAGUGGACAUGAACAAGGAGUAUCCCGCCUAUGUCAAGGGCAAGAAUGAGAACUGCAUGAUGCCUCAGAUGGUCGGCGACUGGGGCACCCCUAUCCCCGGCAGCGCCAAAGCCUGCUCGACCAUGAUCGGGGCGGGGGGUGUGGAGGUGGGGCUUUCCACGGGAGAGCCUUGGGACCCCCUGGGAUUGUGCAAGCUCUAUGACCGCAACUUUGAUUUCAACGGCAACAUGACCUUCCCGCAUGUGCAGUGGCUCCGGGAGGCUGAGCUGAAGCACGGCCGCUGCGCGAUGCUGGCGAUCGUCGGUAUCUUUGCGCAGGGCUCCUUCCACAUUGACGGCUACCCUGAGGCGCCUUGGUACGAGGGCCUGAAGCAGUGCUACGACCACCCGCAGGGCAUCGUGGGGCUUGGCAUUGCUCAGAUCUCGGCUUUCGCCAUGAUCAUCGAGGGCAAGUACUUCCCGAAGGACUCCUGGAUUGGCCAGAUGGACCGGGAGCCGGGUGACCUUGGCUUUGACCCCCUCAAGCUCGCCAAGGAUGCCCAAAGCAUGGAGGCCAUGCAGGUGAAGGAGCUCAAGAACGGACGCCUGGCCAUGAUGGCCUUCAUGUCGCAGGUGGUCGGCCACUACCUGCCCGGCAGCGUGCCAGGAGUCUCGGCGCUUCCUCGCGAGGCAGCACCAGCCCACUCCCAAGCCUUCUGCGGCACCACCUCCAGCCUUAACCAGAGCACCUCCAAGACCGCGGCGCGCUACACCACCCAGACCAUCCUCCCAUCCCUGGCCUGGAUCAAGACCGGUGUGAAGGCCUCGGAGCUCCAGCCCAAGCAGCUGAAGGCCCUGACCCUGGCUGGCAACGACGUCCUGAUCGGCAAGACUGAGGCGGGCGCCCUCUUCUGCGUUGGCAACCUCUGCCCCCACAUCGGUACGCCCAUGAGCGAGGGCGCGGACGUUAUCGGCGACGUCAUCGUCUGUCCGCUCCAUGGCUCUUCGUUCAAGGUCACCACCGGUGAGCUCCUCGACUGGUGCGUGUCCCCGCCUGUCAUCGGCCCCUUGACCGGCCUCAUCGUGGAGAAGAAGAACCUCCUGGUUUUCGAGGUCCGCCAGGGUGGCUUCCUGGGAUCCGGCGAUGUCGAGGUGCUUGUGGACACCAACGCCAAGAAGGCCUACGAGGCCUGGUACUGGAAGGGCCUCCUGGAUGCCCAGGGCAAGGAUGACGGAACCUACUACUGA